This is a messenger RNA of Sipha flava (yellow sugarcane aphid), 2142 nucleotides long. RefSeq lists its product as uncharacterized. Gene Ontology annotation, molecular function: DNA-directed DNA polymerase activity; nucleotide binding; DNA binding. The record is from RefSeq and is a predicted model, not a curated record. Lineage: Eukaryota; Metazoa; Arthropoda; Insecta; Hemiptera; Aphididae. The transcript has 6 exons. Bases 25 to 2142 code for a protein of 705 amino acids. Gene Ontology annotation, biological process: DNA replication.
CAUAACGCGAAAAGUGUGUGCGAUAUGUGUAAGUUAGCGUUCACCGAGGCCGUGUGCAAAGUCGCCGACCACUGCCAUCUGUCGGGACGGUUGAGGCAUACGCUAUGCGCGCCGUGCAACCUCAAACUCGUUACACCCAAGUUUGUACCGUGCUUCCUUCACAACCUGUCAAAAUAUGACGCGCACUUUAUCGUAACCGAACUCGGUUACGAUAAGGAGUCGAUAACGGUGAUCCCCAACACUGAGGAGAACUAUAUCUCGUUCUCUAAACGCGUCACAUCCGAUUUUAGCGUGAGGUUCUUGGAUUCGUAUCGAUUUAUGGCCUCGAGCCUUGCCGAGUUGGCCGGGAACCUCCUUACGAAGCCCGGUGACUUUGAUAAGUUCCGGGAGACAGCCAAAGAGUUCCAGCCCGCCGACAUGCCUCUAGUCACGCGAAAGGGUGUGUUUCCGUACGAGUAUUCCGACAAAUGGUCGAGACUCGAGGAGACCGUCAUGCCACCGAAACGUGAGUUCUACAGCGUGUUGAACGAGAGGCACGUUAGUGAUGAGGACUACGUGCACGCGACUGAGGUGUGGAACCAUUUCAACUGCGCUUCCCUCGGCGACUACAGCGACCUAUACCUAAAGGUGGACGUUCUACUUCUGACCGACGUGAUGGAGAACUUCCGAGACCUCUGCAUGUCCACGUACAACCUCGACCCCGUGUAUUAUUAUACGGCACCGGGGUUUACGUUCGACGCUAUGCUAAGGUAUACGGGCGUUUCACUGGAAUUACUAACGGAUUACGAUAUGGUGUUAUUCGUGGAACAAGGUAUCAGAGGGGGGUUGGUUCAGGCAAGUGAGCGAUACUGUCGGGCCAACAACCCGAAAACGCCGAGGUACGAUGCCACGAAGCCUCCGUCAUGGCUCGUCUAUCAGGACUGUAACAACUUGUACGGGUACGCCAUGGGAGAAUACAUGCCCUACGGGGGAUUCAAGUGGUACGAGGGGGAUUUGAAUCGCUCCCUGGAGUUGCUGGACGGUACGACUGAAAAAUCCGACGUUGGGCGUAUCUACGAGGUCGAUAUCGCUUACCCAGACAGCCUACAUGACGCGCACAACGAUCUGCCCUUCUUACCCCGGAAUGCCAUACCACCGGGCUCGAAAGUUAAUAAAUUACUUGCCACGUUGGAACGAAAAGAGCGAUAUAUUGUGCACUAUCGAAAUUUAAAGCAAGCCAUUGCUAAUGGACUGAUAGUGGAAAAAGUUCACAGGGUGUUGGAAUUCCAACAGUCAGCUUGGCUUGCUAAAUAUAUAAAUUUAAAUACCGAGAUGAGAAAGAAGGCCGGCAAUGAAUUCGAACGUGAUUUUUUCAAACUACUCAAUAACGCGGUGUUCGGGAAAACUAUGGAAUGCGUUCGAAAUCGUAUUUCCAUGGAAUUGGUUUCGUGUCCACGUCGAAUGCGGAAACUAAUCAACAGGCCCACGUUCAAACACGUAACCUCGUACAAUGAGAAUCUGGCAGCCGUAUCAUUGCAAAAGAGCGACGUACAUUUCUCCAAACCUAUUUAUAUAGGAUUCGCCGUCCUGGAAAUAAGCAAGGAGUUAAUGUACGACUAUCAUUACAAUGUGAUGCGGCGGCAUUAUAACGACUCGAUUAGACUGAUGUAUAUGGAUACAGAUUCCCUGGUGUAUCGAGUGAACACGGACGAUUUCUACAAGGACCUGGUGGACAACCCCACGCUCCUCGAACGGAUGGACACCUCGAAUCUCCCCGUCACACAUGCCUGCUACGUCGGUACGCGUAAGAAAAUACCGGGGUUGUUCAAGGAUGAAACGGCCGGGCGUACUAUGUACGAGUUCAUUGCACUCCGCGCGAAAUCUUACGCGUACAAAAUCGAUGGGGAUGAGAAACUCGUGGCCAAGGGUAUUCGUGGGCAUGUGGUUCGCAAUCACAUGACGUUCGAAGACCACAAGCGCUGUCUGUUCGAGGACGCACCGUACACACCGUAUAGAGAAAAUGCGUCAAUCCGAUCGUUCAAACACUGUGUUAAAACGAUUAAGACCAUGAAAAUGACUCUUAAUCGUUUCGACGAUAAACGUGUUGUUUGCGAUGAUCGAGUACGAACGCGCGCGUACGGUCAUUACGCGCUACGCGAGUGA